Messenger RNA from Aspergillus mulundensis, 1944 nucleotides. RefSeq lists its product as uncharacterized. NCBI's taxonomy places the organism in Eukaryota, Fungi, Ascomycota, Eurotiomycetes, Eurotiales, Aspergillaceae. The transcript is spliced from 4 exons. The record is from RefSeq and is a predicted model, not a curated record. Bases 1 to 1944 code for a protein of 647 amino acids.
AUGAAGCGAUGCAGCAACCAGCUCGAAAGAUCCCCUAUCCAGACCGUCACUCUGAAUUUCGACAACGAUCUCCACUCGUGGGAUAGACAUGUGGAUGGCGCCCUGGCAUUGAUACAGCUCCGGGGAGUAAGCCAGCUGCGGAACAGGGUAGGCCGAUGUAUAUUCUCUGAGAUUGUGAAUGACCCGAACGCCUAUGCGCCCAGUGUGUCUAACCAUCAGCAGCUCAUCAACUGUCUGCAACGUCGAGUGCGAGUACCGUUGAGACUCGUAAACUGGACCAUCGAGACCCGCAACCACGAAACAGCGCAGGACGCACCCGCUGCCCAAUUAGCCGGCAUCAUCGUCAACGCCUGCUCCGUUUUGGCCUUGGUCAAAGAGGAGAUGACGGACGAUGCAAAACACCCUCACCUGAUCUCCAACCUGCUGUCGGUUGAUAACGACCUCGUCUCCUGGUCUAACAGCAUCCCCUCAGAAUAUGGACUCGAGGCCGUGACAACUCCAGACAGCUCGAUCCUGACGUAUCUCGGACGAUACGAUAUAUACCCCAGCGUUGCCAUCGCGCACACCUGGAACCUGCUGCGCUGUGCACGCAUUAUCCUCCGCCAAGCCCUCGUGGGGGCUAUAUCAACACACUCGGGCUUCGUCCAGGUUCCAGCCUCGCCUCCAAGCUCCUUACCCAUAUCACCCAGACACAUCCUCCGGAUUUCCGACACGGCGAUCAAUGAAAACGCAAGCCUGAUCUGUUACAGCGUGCCUUAUAUUCUCCGUCUUUGCGGUAAGCCGGCCAGCCCAGAGAAUCCGCACCUGAGGGCCGCGUGUGCCGUGCACCUAUUGUGGCCACUUUAUAUUGCAGGCACGGCAUAUACUAGGAACGAUGCUCUGCGCGAAUGGGUUAUCGCGCGGAUGGAAAGUAUCAAGGGAGCAACAGGUAUCCAGAGAGCGGGGCUUGUGGCCUCGCGUAUUACCCCCGGCCUCGCAACCCCGAACGAGUCUGGGCUUUCCCCUCAAAGCGUGAGGGACGAGGUUGUCGGCAACGGCGCCAUGACCAAGGCAUGCUUUCUGUGCGACUCCUGCGACGCCCAGGAGUGCGCCCAUGUCGUGGGUAACCACGAUAGCGCCGUGCCGAUCCUCGAGGCCGAGGGCCUGAUCAACUUCGGCCUAAGAAGUCCCCUCAAUGCUGUCCCGCUUUGUGCGACCUGUCACCGCGUCUUUGACAACAUGACCGACCCCCAGGUCACCUUCUACCCCGCCGACCUCGAUUUCUUCAUCCGCUUUGAGCUUCGCGACCGGGCGAGGCGCCGCAAACUCCCAGGUCCCUCGAAGCGGCGAGUCCCGACGGCCAGGCAGUACAUCCAACACUCCGGCGGGGGUCUAUAUCGGCGGGUCUUCUUUCGGUGGAACAGGGUUGACCGGAGGGACGGCUGGGUUCCACCAGGUCCCGACCCGGCCCCCUGGAAGGGAUCGCCGAUAGCCGUCAUCCGUCGGGCAACCGCCGUUCUGACGAGCCCGCGGGGUGCUGGAAUCCCCCCAGAAGACCACAAAAGGCUAUUUAUCUUGUGGCAGCUGUACUUCGGGGGUGCGCAGGGGGACGAGGCGGCGGAGGCGGCAGGACCCAAAUACCGCGACAACGACGACGAUGAGAACUUCGGGCUGGGUGAGGACUACCAGCGGGCCGGUGACGAGCCCGAGCGCGACCAGGAGAAGGAGGGGGAGGAAGAUGACGGGGAAGAGGGCGAAGAGGGCACGAUGGACUUGGAGGCCGUGGAUGCCGAGAGUGAGAGGGACGAGGAGGACGAGGAGGACGACGAAGAGAGCGAGGGGGAGGGGGAUGAAGAUUGGAAGCCUAAGAUUAACAUCCAGCGGCUUAAGCUAAAGAGGUUUGGAAGGGAUUCGACCUCCCAAGACAAGAUCAGGUCCUUAGGGUUAGGAUACUUCUCUCGCUGA